AUGGUGGCUAAUACAGGAGUGGCCGUCUUCGUCCUGCUGCUUUACUGCAGGCAGGGAGCUGAGUUCCGGCUGAUAAACGUGACCACGGAGGUCACCAAGGGCGAGCUCGAGGAAAGGGGUCCCAACAGACCCCCGGCCCAGCUCCCAGGCCGGACGAGCAGGCCCUGGAGACUAAAGUACAGUAUGGAUGAAAACGUUCGCGGGAGUGUACAUUUAUGUUUUCCCUCAUUCUUUUCCACGCUUUUCAUCAAAGAUGCCGGCCUUGAUGAGAGCUAUCAAGUUGGUGGUCCUGAGGGUUACCGUGAGCUCUCAGAUAUUUCAUCAUUAUCUCUGGACCCUGAGGACGAAAUUCUCAAUAACGAACCCCAAAUUGAUGAGAGUUACCAAGUCGGUGGUCCCGAGGUUUACCAUGGAUCACAGCUCUCCUCUGGCCUUGAAGACAGGUCUCGCAACAAUGGUAAAUGUAACCUGCGUCGCCCUUUCCGGAAUGCCGUCCACGCGGUGUCGUUCGCUGUGUAG
Messenger RNA from Delphinapterus leucas (beluga whale), 519 nucleotides. The record is from RefSeq and is a predicted model, not a curated record. NCBI's taxonomy places the organism in Eukaryota, Metazoa, Chordata, Mammalia, Artiodactyla, Monodontidae.